This is a messenger RNA of Drosophila subpulchrella, 960 nucleotides long. RefSeq lists its product as uncharacterized. Gene Ontology annotation, cellular component: apical junction complex; plasma membrane. NCBI's taxonomy places the organism in Eukaryota, Metazoa, Arthropoda, Insecta, Diptera, Drosophilidae. The record is from RefSeq and is a predicted model, not a curated record. The transcript is spliced from 3 exons. Gene Ontology annotation, biological process: cell-cell junction organization. The coding region runs from base 85 to 945 and encodes 286 amino acids.
AGUUUAAACACGAAACACACUCUGGUGCGGGAUUUGGCAAAAUACGCUUGUUUUUCUGCGUAUUAGAGUUGUCUGUUACGGGCCAUGUUUGACCAACCCCCCGAGAACGAACUGCAGAAGUCGCAUGACCAUAGUACGGACGCCUUGAGCGAGCACCAACUGCGCGUCCGGGCAUCGCUUCAGCGGCUCAAUAUACCAGAUUGGUUCCGUGAUUACAAUAAAGAGAUCCGAAAGUUACCAGAUGUCGGCAAUGCCGCCACAAACUCAAUAUCCGGUGGACUUCAACUUGGCAAUUUUACCCGCAAGGGCACACAGGAGUCAGGACGUUGGCUGGGGCUCAACUCAAAGACUACCUCUCUCAGCUCGCUGGGAUCGGAUCGAAGUCCCCUCCUAAUGAGUCCCUCGGCGCAUAGUCAUCACGGCGGUCAUAACACCUAUCCCUGCGGCCCGACCGCGUGGCAUGGCUCAGCUACUGGACAGACGGGCGUGAGUGCCACGCGCUGGUCCACCUCGCACCUCAGCUCCACUCAGACGUCACCAAGUGUCUCGCAGCGCGGAAACUUUGCACGCGGAGCCUAUAUUAAUAGCAGCUUCAUGUCCGUAGCUAUCACAAGCGGCGGUUUGCGUAAUUCAUACCGGCAGCCGUACCUGGGGUGGCGCAGUACCGAGAAACUAGCCCAUUGGACGCCCCAUGAACGUCUGGCCAACUCGCUGCUGACCCAUCGGACAAAGCCAUCACCUAUUUAUGCACCCAGUGAAAAAAAAAUCGUUCAAUCUGUAACACCAGAGAUUCAAAGCUCAAUUAAGGAAGUCACAUCCGCAAUCGUUCACUACGUAAAUAACCAGCAUCAGAUCCAACAAUCACGCAGCCGCUCAGCCAGUCCGAAUUUGAGGUAUGAAACAGAUUCUAGACGUUGUAAGAGGACAAGAAAAAUAAAUAGAUAGACACCCACAAUUUCU